This is a messenger RNA of Coffea eugenioides, 2783 nucleotides long. Its product is annotated as THO complex subunit 5B. NCBI's taxonomy places the organism in Eukaryota, Viridiplantae, Streptophyta, Magnoliopsida, Gentianales, Rubiaceae. Gene Ontology annotation, biological process: positive regulation of DNA-templated transcription, elongation; mRNA export from nucleus. Gene Ontology annotation, molecular function: mRNA binding. The record is from RefSeq and is a predicted model, not a curated record. The transcript has 8 exons. Bases 168 to 2609 code for a protein of 813 amino acids. Gene Ontology annotation, cellular component: THO complex part of transcription export complex.
UGUGAAGACAGCCAAAGGGGUCGUUUGUGGAAGAAGACUUGAGAAGCUGCUGCUCCGCCGCAUAGCGGCAGAAGUAGACCCAAUUACCACCGGAGAAGGAAACCCUUUUGUGUAUAUAGCUUCCCAGACAGAUUAGAUUCGACUUUAAUUCUUUCUCCAACCAAAAAAUGGACACUGCAAUGGGGGAAGCUGAAGCAGGUGAAAUACUCCCGGAGAGGACAAUAGACAUGUCGGCGGCCUACGAACUGCUGCACAAAAGCAAAGCUUCUGUUGAAGAGAUCGUCGCCCAGAUGCUCUCCUUCAAGAAAGAUUCUCAACCCAAAUCUCAACUCCGCGAGCUUGUCACUCGGAUUUUCCUCAACUUUGUUGCUCUCCGCCAGGCAAAUAGGUCCAUCUUGAUUGAAGAAGAUCGUUUUAAAGCAGAAACAGAACGAGCUAAAGCACCCGUAGACUUCACGACCCUGCAGCUCCAUAAUUUGAUGUAUGAGAAAAAUCACUAUGUUAAAGCAAUAAAGGCAUGCAAAGACUUCAAGUCCAAGUAUCCUGAUAUUGAACUUGUGCCGGAGGAAGAGUUCUUUAGAGAUGCACCCGAGGAUAUAAAAUCCUCUGUCAUAUCUAAUGAUACUGCUCACAAUUUGAUGCUCAAGAGGCUCAACUUUGAGCUGGUUCAGCGGAAAGAACUCUGUAAACUUCGUGAAAGAUUGGAACAACAAAAGAAAGCCCUCCAGGAGACCAUUUCCAACAGGAAGAAAUUCUUAUCCAGUCUCCCCUCUCACCUCAAAUCCCUGAAGAAGGCAUCCUUGCCUGUCCAACACCAACUAGGUAUUCUGCAUACCAAGAAACUGAAGCAGCAGCAGUCAGCUGAGUUACUUCCACCUCCUCUGUAUGUGGUUUACUCGCAGUUAGUUGCACAAAAGGAUGCUUUUGGAGAGAAUAUUGAUCUUGAGAUUGUAGGAAGUUUGAAGGAUGCUCAAGCAUUUGCUCGUCAGAAAGCAACUAAAGACUCUGGCAUUUCUACCAACUUGGAGACCUCUAGGUUGGAUGAUGAUGUACCUGAUGAGGAAGAUGAUGGACAGAGAAGGAGAAAGCGACCAAGAAAGGUGGUGAGCAAGGACAAUCUUGACCAAGCAGGACUAUAUCAUAGUCAUCCACUUAAACUUCUCCUUCAUGUACAUGAUGAUGAUGCUUCAGACUCGAACUCUCCCAAACUUAUCUCUUUGAAGUUUGAAUAUUUAAUGAAAUUGAACAUCGUGUGUGUUGGAAUAGAAGGUUCACAAGAAGGACCAGAGAAUAGCAUCUUAUGCAACUUAUUUCCUGAUGACUCUGGCCUUGAGCUUCCUCACCAGUCGGCCAAACUUCGCUUGGGUGAUUCUUUUAAGCUCGAUCCAAAUAGAACUUCACGCCCUUAUAAAUGGGCACAGCACUUGGCGGGCAUUGAUUUCCUUCCAGAGUUGUCACCACUUCUUACGAGUCAUGAAGCUUCAAAUGAGGAGACAGCUAAACAUGCUGCUGUUCUAUCUGGCCUGUCACUAUAUCGUCAGCAAAAUCGGGUGCAGACAGUUGUGCAAAGGCUUCGCGCUCGGAAAAAGGCUCAGCUGGCUCUUGCGGAGCAGCUUGACUCGUUGGUGAAAUCUAAGUGGCCAGCUCUAACAUGUGGAAGUGUUCCAUGGGCUUCACAUUCCCCCCAGUGCAGUUUGCAUGACUGGUCACUCAUUGGCUCUUCACCUAAUCAUACACCAUCAUUGCCCGUCUCUGAUGUGGAACAAGUUCAGGGUCCUGAUGCCGAGAUAGGUGGAAAAUCUGGUGUUUCAAACAGAGUAGUAGAGAACUUACAGGAAGAUGGGGAACUUCCAUCAUUAAUGUCAAUUACUGCUGUAAUUAAUGAUGUUAAGCUUACCCCUUCUAAAGGUUCUGAUCUCGAUCUUCCCAGAAGACUGCCUUUGAUUUCAAAAAGUAUUCUAUCUCCAGCUAACAAGGGGAAAUCACCAAGUUUUAAGAGACAUGAUGAGGAUAUAGAUCUAAUUUUGGACUCCGAAUCUGAGCUGGAUGAGCCUGCUGUAGUUGAGCCAGAAACUGACAAUGCACCUGUUAGCAGGGCAAUUGAUAUGGUUGAAAGCUCAUGGGCUGAUUGUGGCAUUCAGGUGUAUCGUCUUACUUUGCUAAGAACGCUCAAUAAUGGUCAAAAGAACUUCAAGUUAGAAGCCAAGAUUAAGAUUGGCAUGGAGUAUCCACUUAGGCCUCCACUUUUUGCGCUGAAACUUUACUGUAAAUUACAUGAAGCAAACUAUUGUGAGGUAGAUCUUUCAGAGUGGUUUAAUGAACUUCGUGCUAUGGAGACAGAGGUCAAUGUUCACAUAAUCAAGUCAAUACCAUUAGAUCAAGAAAACUUAGUCUUAGCUCAUCAGGUGCAUUGUCUUGCAAUGCUGUUUGACUUUUAUAUGGAAGAUGGAGAUUCGUCAGUUAAGAAGAGAGAGAGCACUUCUGUAAUUGAUGUUGGCUUGUGCAAGCCUGUGAGUGGUGCACUGGUUGCCCGAUCCUUUCGGGGUAGGGAUAGGAGGAAAAUGAUUUCGUGGAAGGAUAAUAUUUGUACACCGGGCUAUCCUUACUAGUAUCUUGUUUGGGAUUACAAGUAUGUUUCAAUUUCUGCUGGUUGCUUUUUUUGUGGUCUUAAUUUCCAACCCUUUGCGCAUGCUUACUUACGCAUUGGCUUUGGAGGUACCUCCUGAGAUGCAAUAUGCAACUCCGAGGCAAUAAAGGCUAGGAAGUUCUAAUUGUGUGUUUCA